AUGGCGCCGAAGCGGGAGCGCGUUAGUCGUUCAGGCGAGUCGGCGAGGCGCGUGACCCGGUCGACGAGCGUACAGGAGGAGGUGGAGCGAGAGGAUGCGGAGGAGGGGCAGGAGGUAGCGGGGAUUGCGGAGGUAGCCGCGGAGGAGGCCCAUACCGAACCACAGACGACGCGUGAGCGACGCGAUGAUCGUCGUGCGGAGAUGAACGGCUCAGAUGAAAGCGGGACUCGCCGGAGCAAGCGACUUAGGACGGGGGGAGCGAGCGGCGGCGAUGGUUCCUCUUCGCAGCAGCCGGCUGACGUGGUGAAGCGAGAACGAGCCGCGGGCCCGGUGAAAAGUGAAGCUGACGUGGCCGUGAGGCGCCAAGCUGGAAUGGUGAAACGGGAGGCUGCUAUCUUGGCGAAGCGGGAAAACGUCUCUCGCGCCAAGGGCAAGGAAAAAGUGGUUGAGAGCAACAACGGCUAUCAUGCCGAGGCUGUCGGUUACGAGCCAGAUGGCUACGUUCGGGAUUCGCAGGCUGCCGGACCUAGUACGCAGCCUCGCGCUCGCGAACGCGCCGAGCCUGAAGAAGACGCCGAACGUCCGGUUACUCCGUCCGGUAUGGGGGAGGAUCGGGACGGACCUGAAGGCACACCGACACAGGCUCUUCCUCGCGCCAUGCCACGAGGCGAGGACGGGUUCCAGCCUGGCAAUAUCCUAUUGGUGCAGGUGAAACACUUCAUGACGUAUGCGUCCAUCUCAGCGCGCCCCUCGCCGCGCCUCAACCUCAUCGUGGGGCCCAACGGCUCCGGCAAGAGCUCGCUCGUCUGCGCUAUCGGGCUGGGGCUGGGCGGAGAACCCAAGAGCUCCCUCGUCUGCGCCAUCGGGCUGGGGCUGGGCGGAGAACCCAAGAGCUCCCUCGUCUGCGCCAUCGGGCUGGGGCUGGGCGGAGAACCCAAGAGCUCCCUCGUCUGCGCCAUCGGGCUGGGGCUGGGGGGUGAACCCAAGAUUCUUGGCCGGGCGGCGCACAGCGGGCGAGCACAGUGCGGAGCAUCGUGCUGCGCUGGGGAGUGUACGCCAAUGCUGGGACGGGCGGUGCACGUGGGGGAGUUUGUGCAGCGGGGGGAGCGCAGUGCGGAGAUCAGCAUCGUGCUGCGGGGGGACGUGGCUGGGGAAGAGGUGCACGUCACCCGCAAGAUCUCCAUCGAGAAUCGCACUGACUGGCUGCUCAACGGGCAUGGAGUGCGGCGGGAUCAGGUGCAGGAGUGCAUGAAGCGCUUCAACAUCCAGAUCUCUAACCUCACACAGUUCCUCCCACAGGACCGGGUGUGUGCGUUCGCGGGCAUGUCGCCCAUACAGCUGCUGGAGGAGACGCAAAGGGCAGUGGGCGACCCACAGCUCUCCCAGCAGCACGCCUUCCUCAAAGACCAGCAGGACGCCCUCGCCACCCUGCAUGCUACGCUGGUGUCGCACGAGGAGCAGCUGGGCAAGCUGCAGGUGGCGAACGCGCAGGUGGAGGUGGAUGUGGAGAAGGUGCAACGCAGGGAGGCCAUUCUCAAGGAGGUAGCGCUGAUGAAGAAGAAGGUGCCGUGGCUCAAGUACGAGCGGGUGAAGCGGCGUGUGAGGGAGAUGGAGGUAGCGGUGGAGGCGAUGCACAAAGAGAGAGAUGACCUGCAGACACAAGUCAUGGCCGCUCGGGACCCCCUUGUAGCGUUGAAGGAGAGUCGAGGGGGGUUUGCAUCGCUGGUGGCCAAGAUAGGGCGCGAGAACGAGGCGAGGGAGAGGAAGCUGCGGGAACUGGCAGAGGAGAGCGACCAGCUGGUGCAGCAGGCGGUGGAGAGGCAGCGCGACGUGUUGGAGGCGAAGAAGAAGGCGGAGAGUCGCGAGCAGCGGCUGGCCAAGGCACUGGCCGACCUGCAGCAGCUGGAGGCGCAGCUCGCCGCCCUGCCGGAAGUCAAACCGCCCAAGGCCGCCGUGGAUCCUUUGGCAAAACGUGGGAGGGAGUUGCGGAUGCAGGCGGGGGAGAAAGAGCGAGAGGGGCGGCAGCUGGAGCAGCAGAUGAGUGUGCUGAGGGAGCAGAUGGGACGCGUUGAGAGACGCAUAAACGAAGUGGCCAACAGUCGCAACCGGCGCAUAGAGCGGGCGGGUGACAGGGAGCUGAAGCAGGCGUGUGAGUGGCUCGACCACAACCGCACUCAGUGCAAGGGGGCCGUCUACGGACCCAUCCUCGCAGAGGUGAACGUUAUCGACCCCGAUGCGCAUGCAGUCUUUCUUGAGGGUCCUUCACACUCCCCAUGCUAUGCUCCCACGCCCUCUCUUCCCCUCUUUGUUCCAUUCCCCCCCUCCACCUCCCUGCACCCUCAGGUGAACGUUAUCGACCCCGAUGCGCAUGCAGCCUGCCUAGAGCAGCACGUGCCGGUGUGGGUGUGGAAGGCCUUUGUGACAACAGUACCGGAGGACCGGGAUUUCCUGGUGCGCCACUUAAAGCCCCUCGGUUUGGCGGUGGUCAACGAGAGCAGUCGCCCUGAGGAGCUGGGUCCUCCUGCACAUGCCAUGGCGGUGGAUGCACAUCUGCAGCGCCUAGGUGUCACGCACCGAUUGGACGAGGUGUUCAACGCGGCCCCAGUGGUGCGCAGUGUGCUCAACCAGCAGUCGCAGCUCUUCCGCUCGUUCGUUGGAUCGGCAGAGGCGGAUCGGAACGCGGAGGCGAUACAGGAGAGGGGAGUGGAGGACCUGUGGACGCCGGAGAGCCACUACCGCUGGCUGCGCUCGCGCUACAACGGCUCCCUCUCCAUCAAUGCACACGGCGUGCGCCCCUCCCGCUUCUUCUCCCAAGAGUCGGGGUUGCAGGAGGAGGAGCAGCUGCAGGCAGAGAGGGAGCGCAUUGAUGCGCGGGGCAUGGCGCUGCAGGAGAGGGCGAACGCCGUGCGGCGGGAGCAGCGCACUCUUGAGGCCGAGGCCGCACAGUGCGAGAGACAGCGGGAUGAGAUUGUGAACGAGUACCAUGGGCAGAAGAAGCAGCGCACCGACCUGCAGAACCGCAUUGUGCAGAAGCGCGAGCUGGUGGCACAAUCCCGGCAGAGCGAGGACAUGGAGGAGGUUGAGAGGAGGGCGCGGGCAGACAUUGCUCUCAGCAUGGAGCGACAGCUGAGCAAUGCCAAGAAGACACACAAGCACCUGCUGAGCCUGUGGCAGGAGAAGCGGCGCCUCUCCUCCCUGCAACUUGCUGUGGACGAGCUCUCCUUCCUGGUGCGCGAGCGCGAGGGCGAGUUCAAGGAUCUGGACGAGCAGCUGCUGAAGCUGCAGCAGGAGGUGAUGCGUGAGGAGGAUCGGGUGGCGGCAGCGAAGCAGGAGGCAGCAGCGGCACUGGAGGUGGCGAGGGGGGUGGUGGACCUGAGGAGGGAUGAGGAGGCCAAGAGGCUGUUUGAAACGCUGCCCGACUCGCUGGAGGAGCUACAGGAGGAGGUGGAGGAGCGCAUAGGGCAGGCGAACCGCAUCGUGUGCCCCAACCCCCACGUGCUGCAGCAGUUCCAAGAACGGCAGGAGCAGAUCCGCACUAUGCAGGGCAAGGUGGAGAGUGAGAGGCAGCAGCUGGAGGAGCUCCGGGCAGAAGUGGAGCGCGUGCAGGGUCUCUGGCUGCCGCGUCUCCGCUCGCUGAUCGUUCGCAUCAAUGAGGCCUUCUCCAGAAACUUCCAGGAAAUGGCCGUUGCUGGGGAGGUGGCUCUAGAUGAAAGGGGGGCUGACUUUCGAUCGUAUGGCAUUCGAAUCCGAGUCAAGUUCAGAGAGAGUGCAGAGCUGCAGGACCUGAGUGCACACCACCAGUCGGGAGGGGAGCGCUCGGUGUCAACGAUCCUGUACCUGGUGUCGCUGCAGGACUUAACGCGGUGUCCGUUCCGAGUGGUGGAUGAGAUCAACCAGGGCAUGGAUCCCACCAACGAGCGCAACAUGUUCCAGCAGCUCGUGCGCGCCGCCACCCACGACCACACGCCGCAGUGCUUCCUGCUGACGCCAAAGCUGCUGCCAGACUUGGACUAUGGCGAGUCAUGCACGGUGCACUGUGUCAUGAAUGGCGUGCAUGCCGCUUCCCUCGCCUCCACUGCUGGUGAGUGCCGUGAGGACUGGUGGCCUGCUGACUUGAGCUGA
This is a messenger RNA of Closterium sp. NIES-65, 4122 nucleotides long. Lineage: Eukaryota; Viridiplantae; Streptophyta; Zygnematophyceae; Desmidiales; Closteriaceae. The record is from the annotation of a GenBank genome assembly.